AGCAAUGUUAUCAGUAAAGUAAUGGCCGAUUUAAAUAUGCUUAUAUGCUGAAUUUGAAACUAGUUUAUUUACCUAAAAAACACUUAAAAAAAUGUAUUCAAACGGACUUUGCUGAAAAUGGAGGGAAUGGAUAUUUCGUCGCCUGUUUAUCGGGCUGACGAAACUGCGAUUGAUAUUGUGCAAAUUGAUGAGGCGUUUGGAAAAUGGGUGCACACUGGGAGAAACAUAACUAUUUCACCAUGCAAUGAUGACCACGUACAGAAAAAACUGAAGGAGUCAAAUGUAUAUCCGAUAACUAAACAUUUUCGCGGGAAGGUCAUCCUUAUAUCAAACACUGGAUACCAGGCUCUUAGAUUAAUGAAGGACCUUUUCACCCAAAUGUGUUACAAGAUUGGAAUAUAUACUGAGAAGACUAGUGAGGAAAUGCACACCAUAAUAAGAAAUGAAGCAAAGCGAGAAGAAAACAGGUUGAUUGAUUCUUUUGUUGUUGUCAUAUAUGGUACACCGGAACGCUUUGACAUAACUGACAUUUCGAAAGCCUUGAAGACUGAAAACGCCAAAUAUCUGGACAACAAGCCUAAACUUGUUUACGUUAUAGGUGGGGGAUCUAUAGUUCGUCAGGUCAAUGAGCAGUUAGCCUCUGAGAACGACCUUGAUGUUCUUAUUGGUGCUACAGGUUUCAAUGGCAUGAUGUUCUUCAUUUAUGUUUUCUGCACAUUUGUCCACGAGCUCUCAGCAAAAGACAUCUGGAAAAUUCUAGUGCAGUUUGCUGCUUACCAUACGUUCCCAGCUUCAACACACUGUACCUUGACGAAGGAUUUCUUCUUUUUUCCAAACGCCAGUAAAUCAGUUCUACAAGAUGAUCUCGCUAACUUAGAUCCAGCAGAUAUGCAACUCUAUGAAAAGCUCCUACAAGAAGGCUGGGUCGAAACUUAUAAUAUACGGCUUAUGUUUGUUGGUCUUUUUGGGGCUGGAAAAACUUCAACUGCCCGCAGGAUUAUGGGUAAAGAAAUUGAUGAUGUUACAAGCACAGAUGGUAUUGAUGUUUAUAUUGGUAAAUGCCGUGUUGAUCUCAGCAGCAACAAAUGGGAGACAAUAGAGGAUUCAAGCCGUAGUAUGCCUUUAAUGAAACUGGCUGAAAAAUUAAGAGACCCAGAAGCUUUUGGAGAAAGCAGCGGUCACGAAAAUAUGGAAAUAGAAACCAACAUUACACAAACACAUAAGCGUAGAAAACAUGAAGCUGGAUCAAGGUUGUCCACGUCCUCUCGAACGACCUCAUCAGAAUUUGAAAUCAUAGAUAAUGACGCCUUAACAAGGACAAGUUCUUUGGAUAGAUCUGGAUCUUUUGGUGAAAAUGAGGUUGAAAUGAGAGAGGAAUUAGCAACCCGGAAAUCUGAUUCAGAAUACUUGAAGACUGCUCAGAGGGUUUUACAUCAGGCUCGAAGCAACGAGGUAAAUCAGCCAAGGACAGCAUUAGUUUCACUUUGGGACUUCGCUGGUCAGUUCGUUUACUACGCUACCCAUCAGUUGUUUUUCAGUCCACGUUCUAUAUACCUUCUGGUUGUAACCAUGGAGGAAGAUGAUCUCGAAAAGACUUUAGAUGAAUGGUAUAUGGACCUGACUGGGAAAGAUUCAAUAGAAGCACAAGGAGGGGUUCAUUUUUGGCUUAGUUCAAUCUACACAUACGCAAAGGGAGACACAGAAGGUGUGCCCCCUAUAAUUCUCGUCGGCACACAUAAAGAUAAAAUGAAAGGGAACGAGCAAGUGAAAGAGAAAUGCGCAAGAAGAUACUUUCAAAGAAUCAGAGAUAUUUUUGAUGGAUCUCCUAUUGCUGCUCAUAUAAGAUCGGAAGACGUUUUGCUUGACAACAGUAUGGAAGAUUCCAACAUUGAUCAGCUGAAAGAUAUUAUAAUGGAGGUUUCAAAAGAAAUGUUCUAUUGGGGAGCGAAAAACCCAGCAAAGUAUAUUGAGCUUGAACAAGCACUUGUAGACCGUCGAAAUGAUGGCGCCAACUUCAUCAGUAUGAAGGAGUUUAGAGAAAUUAACCAGAAAUUAGCAUCCCCUUUACAAAGCGACGAACACUUGAAACUGUUUUUGAAGAUACAUCAUCAGAUGGGGACAAUUAUAAAUUUCCAUGAUACAGAGAUGCUCCGAGACAUCAUUAUACUAGAACCUCAGUGGAUAAUCCAUGCUUUCCGCCAUCUGAUCCGAGCGAAAGAUUUUGGUGAGAAAUAUGGGCACUUGAAGAAACAGUGGGAAGAGUUUAAUAACACAGGGAAAUUAGACAUCGAACUUGCUGAAAGCAUAUGGAAACAAGACCUCAAGAAUCACUUUUAUGAAAACUUUGACAUGCUUCUCAAGUUUCUUGAGAAACUUGACAUUAUUGUUAGGGCAUCACAACUUGAGGAAAAUGGAACCACAAAGAAACCACUCGGAUUUUACUAUGUGCCUUGUUUGCUGAAAGAAAUGCCACCAGAUAAAGUUCUUCACCUAAGGCAUAUUCCCGAUGGAGUCAGAACUCCCGUUCUCUGUUUCACUUUUCGGGAAAGUUUCCUUCCGCCUGCUAUUUUCAACAGAGUAAUUGCCCUUUGUCUAGGUAAAUGGCCUGUAGCUAGACAAGGGAAACAUACAUUUCUGUAUUGCGGAUGUGCCGUAUUUGAGGUCAAGGAAAGAGCUGAUGAAGACAGACAUAGACUUCACAUCUUUUUCAAGGAAUCGAAGAUCGGAAUGCGAAUCAGUUGCUACAGAACUAAAGACGAUAAAGAAGUCGACCGGCAACUGUGUGACAGAGUUCGGCGAUUCAUUGCACAAGCAAUAACGAAAGAAUUUAGCCGUUUUCAAAACAGACCAAUGCCUGAAAUGGAAGAGGAAAAACUAGACAGAGAUCCAUUCUUCUUCCAAAUUCAGUGUACAGACAGUGACACUAAAGACAUACUAGAUGAUGGCCUGCAUGAUUUAAAAGAACUGACAGAUCUGCUGGAUGAAGAAGAUGGCGACGAAACAAAUAUUGAUGCAUUUUGCAAAAAGCAUAGCGAUUUGUCUGAGCCACAUUCCUUUAAACCAACAGAACUGCUCAAAGAAUGGUUUCCAGACAAGAUUCCUGAACGUAUGCGGAAGUCAGAAGACACCAUAAUUGAAUCAUGGUUUAAAAGAUUACCCAGACAAAGAACAUGUGUCCUCACGGAACAAAUUUUCAUUCUAUCAGCACUAUAG
This is a messenger RNA of Mercenaria mercenaria, 3213 nucleotides long. RefSeq lists its product as uncharacterized. The coding region runs from base 118 to 3213 and encodes 1031 amino acids. Lineage: Eukaryota; Metazoa; Mollusca; Bivalvia; Venerida; Veneridae. Gene Ontology annotation, molecular function: cysteine-type endopeptidase activity. The record is from RefSeq and is a predicted model, not a curated record. The transcript is spliced from 15 exons. Gene Ontology annotation, biological process: proteolysis.